AUGGCAGGCCCGUUUGCGACGGGCCGAGAAGGAGGAGCAGCAGUUGUGGGAGGAACAGGCAUGCCCACCCACUCCGAGGAGGUGGCCGACGUUCGGGCUGCCUCUCCGCCGGGCUGGCUGCCGGGCUGGCUGUCGGAGGUGCCGCUUACGCCGCGGAACGAGAGGUCGCCGACGCGACCACCCUCACCGAAAGGCGAGGCGCUCCCUGUCCGGUCGCCACCACCGCCGCAACCGGAUACGCCACCUUCACCGGCGAGUCACGGCGGGGAAUCUCCCCGGUGGAAACCCGCGCGACCACCCACGCCGAGGUUCGAACGGCCGCCGGCGGUAGGAGCGCACCCGCGGCCGGACACGCCGCAAUACCAACCCGGAGACCCGGUGGGACACCACGUCCGAACGGACAUACCGGCGGCGCACGUGACCCAUAGCGUGCGGUCGUUCGUGGCCGAAGGCGUGAGGUGGUGGCAAGACGGUCGUCUGGACAUGGCCGGAGGGCCCCGCGGAGAAGGCGAUGGUGGAGGAGCCCCGGAUUUGGGAGGAGACGGGACCUCGGGUGAGCCCGAUGGAUCCCAGAACCCGUGGACGGCCGGACCUAUGGACCUCGCCGACACCGAGUACGCGGCCAUCGACUCCAGGGACAGGGCCCACGACACCGGCAGCGACGCGAGAUGA
Drosophila biarmipes is the source of this 672-nucleotide messenger RNA. Its product is annotated as translation initiation factor IF-2-like. NCBI's taxonomy places the organism in Eukaryota, Metazoa, Arthropoda, Insecta, Diptera, Drosophilidae. Bases 1 to 672 code for a protein of 223 amino acids. The transcript is spliced from 2 exons. The record is from RefSeq and is a predicted model, not a curated record.